UUUUUUUUUUAAUCUUUUAAGUCUUCUUUCUUACUCAGCUUCAACACGUUCAGGGGCGAGGACAGGGUGGCUGGCAGAAGUUCAUCCGGGACCGUAGGCCUCCGCGUGGGCUCCAUGGGGCAGGUGUGGGCCAGGCUGGUCCCCCUCCUUCUGCUCCUGCUCCCAGGGCGAGGUGCUGAAGCCUGCAGUACCGGUCAGUGCUGUUUUCAGGACCCGCCAUAUCCUGAUGCAGACUCAGGCUCGGCUUCAGGCCCCAGGGACCUGAACUGCUACCGGAUAGUCAGCGCUGGUUAUGAAUGCUCCUGGCAGUAUGAGGGCCCCACGGCUGGGGUCAGCCACUUCCUGAGGUGCUGCCUCCGGAAUGGGCCCUGCUGCUACUUUGCCGCGGGCUCGGCCACCAGCCUGCAGUUCUCUGACCAGGACGGCGUAGCCGUGCUCCAGACUGUCAGGCUCUGGGUGGAAUCUCGAGCCAAGAACCGGACGCACAGGUCGCCUGAGAUCGAACUGAGCCUUCAUAGCACAGUUAAAUAUGAUCCUCCGCAAGCCGGAGACAUCACCGUGUCGGAGUCCGCAGGGAAGGUGCUCUUGAAGUGGGAGACCCCAGCCCGCCAGGAGGGCGCCGAGGUCCAGUUCCGGUACCGGACACCUGGCAGCCUGUGGAAGUUGGGCGACUGCAGACAUCGAGAGGACCCUGGCUUCGAGGCCUGCCUCUGCCCUCGGCAGAUGGAUGCAGCCCAGGAAUUCCAGCUACGCCGGAGGCGACUCUGGCAGGAAGCCCCAGGAAACCCCUGGAGCAACUGGAGCAGCCCCGUGUGUGUUCCCCCUGAACAUCUUCCACAGCCCACCUUGACGCUCUCAGCGGAGGCGCUCCGGCCAGAUGGGAAGAGGCAGGUGACCCUGCACGGGAAGCUGCCCCGGCUUGAGCUUCCAGAAGGCUGCCUCGGGUCCAACUCUGGCGGGGAGGUGACCUACCGCGCCCGCCUGCACAUGCUAUCCUGCACAUGUAAGACCAAGUCCACUGAGACCUUUCAGCUGAGGAAACCUCUCGACCUCUCUGGUGCAGCCUAUGACCUGGCCAUCAUCUCCCGGAACCGCUUCGGCCGCAGCCCCAGCCAGACAUGGCACAUUCCUGCCCAAACCCACACCCACACAGAACCAGGGGCUCUGAAUAUCAGUGUCGGAGCCAACGGGACCACCAUGCACUGGCCAGCCCAGGCCAGGGCCAAGGCAUAUUGCAUCGAGUGGCAGUCCCAGGGCCAGCAUGGGAACCUUACCAACUGCACCCUGACUACGCCCCAGGAUCAGGACCCCACUGGAAUGGCAACCCACAGCUGGAGCAGAGAAUCUGGGGCAAUGGAGCAGAAGGUGUGCUACCACAUCACGAUCUUUGCCUCUCCACGCCCGGAGAAGCCCACCUUGUGGUCCACGGUCUUGUCCACCUACCACUUUGGGGGCAAUGCCUCGGGGGCCGGAAGCCCACAGCACGUGUUGGUGAAGAAGCUCAGCCGGGACUCCGUGUCUGUGGACUGGACGCCAUCCGCGCUGAGCUCCUGCCCCGGGGUCCUGAAGGAGUACGUCGUGCGCUGCCAGGAUGAGGAGGGCAACGUCGUGUCUGAGCUGCCCGUGAAGCCCACGGAGACCCAGGUCACGCUAGGUGGCCUUCGGGCUGGCAUAGCCUACACCGUGCAGGUUCGAGCAGACACGGCAACGCUGCGGGGCGCCUGGAGCCAGCCCCAGCUGUUCAGCACAGAAGUCCAGGUUUCCCGGUUGUUCGAUUUGUCCAUACUCCUUGCGUCUCUGGGGAGCUUCGCCAGCAUCCUCCUCCUGGGCGUCCUUGGGUACCUCGGCCUGAACAGGGCUGCACGGCACCUGUGUCCGCCCCUGCCCACACCCUGUGCCAGCACUGUGGUCGAGUUCCCUAGCAGCCAGGGGAAGCAGGCUUGGCAGUGGGCAAGCCCGGCAGACUUCCCGGAGGAGGUGUCCCCGAAAGAGGCCUUGGUGGUGAACAUGUCCUGGGAAAAAGGUGAGGGAACUGACCUGGACACACCUGUGCAUCUCAAGAGGACACAGCUACUUCGGGGCGCUCCUGAGCUGGCCUUGGACGCAGAGCUACCCUUGGAGGACAGGAGACAGGUGCAAGGCCACCCUGAGGCUCGGGCUCUGGGGCCCGGCAGGCAGGAUGGUCUGGAGGGCAACCCUGCCCAGGUGACUGGACUCUUGCUGCCCUCGGGGGACCUAAUACAGACCCCCAUAUUCAGUGGCCCUUUGCACAUGGGCCUGGAGGCCUAAGGAAGAGAGAGGGGAGAGUCGGCCUCGUCCUUCAGGCAGGAAGAAGGAAGGCGGCUGGUUAUUAAGCAAACAUUGCAUACCCAGCCGGUUCGUCUAGACACUCACAUGAUGUCCUGAUUCCCCAUAACCACCUCGAGAGGUACAUGGCUAUUCAAUUUUACAGAUAUGACCACUGAGGCGCAGAGAGAGCAAGUGGCUAGCCUGAAAGCCACCCAGCACCGGCAGGAGUCAAACCUGGGCGGAGUGCCGCAGACCCCAUUUCGCCCACUGAGGCUCCAAGGCCACGCCCCCCCCAGCACAGGUCCUGUGGUGGGAACCCUGGGAACCACCAAGAAAAGGAACCUGCCAAACCCCAGGACACCCAUGGGGAAGGGACAGAACUUUUCAGGGUAGAAUAGAUUGGAGGGGACCCAAAAGGGGCUCAUGCUGAUCCUAGAACCAUAGGCUGGAUGUUGUGUCCCAGGAGCACUUGAUGGGGAGUCUGGGCACAGAGUUUCUGCUGCACUGCGGGGUCCAGGCUCGGAGAAGGAUCUAGUCGUGGGAAAACAAGGGGGCCCCUAAGCAUUCUGAGGGAGGUGAUGGCCCCUCUUCGGCCUCAGUCUCCUCCCCUGUAGAAUGGGGGUGAGGAUAAUAUUGAACUCGCAGGUCUGUCGAGGGGGGUCUACGGCUUAAUAAAUGAGCCUUCUAUUAACUUUC
Messenger RNA from Ailuropoda melanoleuca (giant panda), 2985 nucleotides. RefSeq names its product interleukin 12 receptor subunit beta 1 (gene IL12RB1). The coding region runs from base 115 to 2289 and encodes 724 amino acids. The transcript is spliced from 16 exons. Gene Ontology annotation, cellular component: membrane; external side of plasma membrane. The record is from RefSeq and is a predicted model, not a curated record. Gene Ontology annotation, biological process: cytokine-mediated signaling pathway. Lineage: Eukaryota; Metazoa; Chordata; Mammalia; Carnivora; Ursidae. Gene Ontology annotation, molecular function: cytokine receptor activity; protein binding.